CUCCUCUCUCCUCUCUCUCCUCUCCCCCUCUCCCCCUCUCCCCUUCCUUCCCCUCUCCCAUUCUGGACAGACAGCCGUUGUCAUUUAUCUGCUGUCCUCUUCUAUCUGCGUCUAUCAUUCAUAGCAACACUCUCUCACUCUCGACUUCUUCAAUUUUCGUCGAGGCGCAGAGGAACUCGUCCUUCUGCUCGUCAGACCUCUUCUGCUUCUGCUCCCUCUGGACUCUCGUCUCGUCUCUUCCUCUCCUCUCCUCUCCUCUCUCUCCCAUCCUCUCCUCUGCUCUGCUCUCUUCUCCGAGCAGCUCUUCCAUUCCAAUCUGCACGGAAGAAGAACGCCCUCCCUCCUCGAAGGAUCAAUCACAUUCCCACCGACCCAGACAACCAACUGCCUUCUUCAUUCAGCUCGCAUUUUGGGGAUUCAUUCACUCCCUGAUCUGUGUGAAGAUCGUAGCGCACGGUGGGAACUGAAAUUGUUCUGAAAGGACGGGUUCGGCAAAGGUAGCGCACGCAAACAAAAAAGAUAGUCGAGCAGACAGUCUGACGCUCGAGCACGAGCGAGCGAGCGAGCGAGCGAGUGCACGAGAGGAAAUUUAGAGACAGACGCGCAGACAGACAGCGAAGCGAAGCGAAGGAAGAAAAACAAUAAUAGACUGAUAGAAGAUUUGAGUGCCAAUUGGCGCCAGCCUUGUGUAUAUCCCUGUCGAUUUCAAUCUUCUCACAAAGUCCCAAGUGACUUCUGCGACAUGUUGGCAUACUUCCGUGCUAUUCAAUCGCCCUUUGCCAUCUUCAGCUCAUGCUUCACUAGCUGCUACCAUCUGCACAUUGAUGUCACCAAGUGUGAUGUGCAACGGGUGACGUGCAGCCCGCUCUUGUUCAUGGACUGAAGCUCAUCCUCGUGCACUCUCACUCUCUCUCUCACUCUCGCUGUUGGAAUUGAAAGGUCCCUCGACCUCUCGUUCGAAGUCAGCUCGAUCUCCAACAGCAGCAGCAGCAGCAGCAGUAGUAGUAGCAGCAGUAGAGGCAGCGGCAGCGUCCGCCGCCAUCCACCAUUCUUCGUCAGCUCUGACAGCAUUGCAAGGUGGAUUCGAGAAGCGUAGCGCCCAAGACACAGAAUUGGCUUCCCGGACAAGCUCGCGAAUUCGAAUCUCUGGCGACUGAGGGAAGCGUCGUCGGGUCGAGCUCGCCGGCCUCAGUUCGCGGCAAGAUAACUGGGAAUAUAUAUUCUGUCGUCGAGGAGGGGCGAAGGUCGGGCAGAUUGAACAGUGCAUAUGCAAGAUGGCUCAAUGUCAGGCUCAAACUAAGAAGAUUAGCUCUAGCCGAUUCGACCUCUACGGGGACAUAUUCAGCGGUCAUCUCUACGGCACCUCCGGGCCAAAUGGGAACCUAGAUCGUCUGCAGAGGUACAGCUCCGACUUCAGCGAGCGCCGUCUGAGCAAUAGAGACAUUGCGCCCAAUGGUGGCUUUCGAGACGAGGUGCUCAAGGCUAGUCGCAAGGUAGAAGCGCAUGCCCCCAAUCCCACCCCUGCUGCUGCACCUGCUGACUACGGGCACUCCAAUGGGGCGAAUUCGGAUGCCAAUGUCCGCGAGUGCAGGUGCUCGGAUCGAGCAGCAGCAGCAGGCCACCAUGCCAUCCCGGAUGCUGCAGCAGCAGCGAUGGCAGCGCCAGGCGUCGUCAAGGCAGUGUCGACGAAAAGCCCUUCGUCGGCGGCGCAAGCGCCCAAGGAAAUCAACAACUACCCGGCCACUCCGUCGACGCCAUCCUCCGGGCGCCACAACAACCUCAAGCACAGUGGCGAAGUGGCAACCCCACCAUCGUCGGGGCGCAGCAACAAAAACAGCGGAGAGAUGUCGACGCCGCCUCCUCCGCCUCCGGCUUCCUCUGGGCGCAACAAGAACAGCGGAGAACAGACCACGCCUCCACCUUCGGGGGGCCGCCACCACAUUCGAGCGCACAGUGGAGAGCAGCCGAGUGAUAAGAGCAUGAAGCCCGUGGAUCCAGGAUUCGCUUAUGGCGAAAUCCUCAAGGGCGUCGGGAACCUGAACUCGUGCGAUGAUUCCGUCGUGCCCAAUGGCAAAUCGAGCGGCGACUCGGGGUCCAGCGGCCGAGGCCGAGCCGAGAGCCCCAAGUCGUGCUCCAGCUCCAGCGGCGGGAGUUCCUCCGGUGGCAGCCCGACCGUGGGCAGAAUCGUCAAUUUCGGCAACAUUCUGCCGAGCGGCGGAUCGCUCAAGGUCGGGAACUCGUCGCCCGUCUCGCAGCCGAGAAGCAAUGGGAUGAUGGGCCAGAGCCGCAGAUCGAACUCCGCCGACUUCCCCUCGGGCAACUUGAAGAAAUUGCACGCGGCCAACAGCAGCAGCAGCAAUGGUGGCAAUGGGGUGUACACAGGUGGGCUCAAUGCCAAGGGCUCGAUGUCGAAUACCACGAGCCCGACCGGAAGCGUGGGCACUGUGAAUCCGUCGCAGCCAUUGCCCAGCAGCAGCAGCAACAACGACAGCAGCGCGAAUGGCAAAGCGGAGCUCAUCAAGAAUGCCAUCGCUAGCAUGGAUGCCGAGGAGCUCAAGAACACGGGCAACGAGCAGUACAAGAAGGGCCAUUUCUCCGAAGCGCUCUCGCUCUAUGACAAAGCCAUCGCCCUCGCGCCCGAGAAAGCGCCCUACCGCAGCAACAGGGCUGCCGCCCUCACGGGCCUCGGCCGCCUCCCCGAAGCUCUGCACGAGUGCCUCCAUGCCAUCCGCCUCGAUUCCGCUUACACCCGCGCCCACCAUCGCCUCGCCUGCCUCUACCUCAGGCUCGGGCAGAUCGACAGCGCGAGGCGAUAUUUCAAGACGGCGGGACCGCAAGCGGAUUGGGAGGACACUCAGCGCAUGAUGGUGAUCGAGAAGCACCUGCUGCGGUGCAUUCAGGCGCGCAAGAACCACGACUGGAACGUCCUGGUGCGCGAGACCGACGCCGCCAUCAUCGCCGGCGCUGACAGUGCUCCGCAGAUUCUCGCGUACAAGGCCGAGGCAUUGUUGAAGCUCCACCGACCCGAUGAGGCCGACGAGGUGUUCGCAAACGUGCGCAAGGUCGAGGAAGUUCUGAAGCGCCAGUCGUUCGCCGCCAUCAACAUCGUCGUUCUGAUUAUUCAAGCGCAGAUGGACAUGGCCAUGGGCAGGUUCGAAGCGGCGGUGCUGGCAGCAGAAAGAGCAUCGCAUUAUGCUCCGAAUGAUUUCGAGGUGGCUGCUGUGAAGAAGAGGGCCCGAGCUGUGGCAGCUGCGAGAAAGCUGGGCAAUGACCUUUUCAAAGCCGGGAGGUUCUCGGAGGCCACCACGGCCUAUGGCGAAGGCCUCGAGGCCGAUGUCGAGAACGCUGUGCUGCUCUGUAACCGAGCAGCAUGCCGUGCCAAGCUCGGACAGUGGGAGAAGGCCGUCGAGGACUGCAACGCAGCCUUGGACGUGCAUCCCACGUACAUCAAAGCGCUCUUGAGACGCGCUCAGUGUUUCUUCAAUCUGGAACGUUUGGACGAUGCCUUCAGAGACUACGAGGUGCUGAGGAGGGAGAUGCCUGGCGAUGUCGAGGUCAGGCGGGGUCUUUUCGAUGUCCAAGUUGCCCUGAAGAAGUCCAAAGGCGAAGAUGUGUUCAAGAUGAGGUUCGGAGGAGACGUCGAGAAUGUGACUAGCAACGAGCAAUUCCAGGAAGCGAUCACCUCCCCAGGUGUGUCAAUUGUCGAAUUCAGCACAAGAUGGAGCCAGCGGUGCAAGAACAUCGCUCCCUGCGUCGAUAAUUUGUGCAAACGUUAUCUUUCGCUCAAUUUUCUGAAGGUGGAUGUGGACGAUCUUCCCUACUUGGCAAAGUUGGAGAACGUCAACUUCGUGCCGACAUUCAAAGUUUAUAAAAAUGGCUCGAAAGUUCUGGAGCUGUGUGGACCGAACGAGCAAGCCCUGGAACGGGCCGUGAUUCACUACAGCCUGUAGAGAUUGUUUUACAUUCCAUUCUUCAUGUAGGGUUUUCAUAUUAGAGAAUAAGCGAGCCUUAUGCUUGCUCAACCUUGUAGGUAGACUAUAAAUCUAUUAAGAAGUCUGGGGACUUUUUGUAGAGUCAAACGCUGGUCAAUGACUCCUAUGUUAUAGGAUUCGUAGAUGAUUCUUACCUCUUUAUGUAGAGGGGGUGAUGUAGACUAGAAUAGGCUAGAUCGAAGAUUCAGUAGAAGGCAGAAGAGGAUCCUCGAAUUGUAAAAUGUGCAGGUAGUCAUGACACCCUUCUGAGAGCCGGUCACAAACCAGGCCAUACUUCUCGCCAGCUCUCUUGAAAAAAGUAGGUACUCAAAUGUAGGGAAUUUGACAGCCAGAUCUCUUGUAUACACCAUGGAUGCUCGCUGUAUGUCUGUCUGUGGCAACUUCUGCAAAGAUGUUGAUGUUUCUUUGCAGUCAGUGUGCAGUAGUAGCUCCGCCCACUUCCAGGAACAAAGUACAUAGCUAGACUCUCAUGUCUUAGAUUAGAAGUUGAAAAGAAACACCUCUCAAAGAGAGAGUGUCGCAAUGCUUGACCUGCAUUCCGGAAGCAUUUUUCGCUGCAAAUUCUUACUUAUCCCGAUCAUCCGCACCGUCACUUCACGUCACGUCAUAUGCCAGUCCAUUGAUUCCGCUCGCUUGUCAUCUGUAUAGCUCAUUCAUUCAUUCACUCAUUCAUUCAUUACCCCCAUGUAGCUCUGCUCUCAUCUCA
This is a messenger RNA of Marchantia polymorpha subsp. ruderalis, 4698 nucleotides long. The record is from the annotation of a GenBank genome assembly. NCBI's taxonomy places the organism in Eukaryota, Viridiplantae, Streptophyta, Marchantiopsida, Marchantiales, Marchantiaceae.